GUCGUAUUUAACCCCCGGUCCAGUCGUAUCGGUCGUAAAAAGUCGAGUGUUCGGGUUUCGCCUCUGCGUUUUCUUCUUCUCCCCCCGAUACUCAUCCAAACCAAAAUCUUCAACCUGAUUGUUCGAAACUUCAAUCUAACGAAUGGGGCCUCCUGUCAGACCGAACAAGCAGUCCUUCGGUACUGCCAAUGCUAUUGGGAAGCAAAACCUAUUCGAAUCAUCAUCGGAUGCCAUGUUUAACAAUCUAUGGGUCGGCAAUUUGGCCGCCGACGUUACAGAUUCAGAUUUGAGGAAUCUAUUUGAGAAACACGGUGCCGUUGAUAGUGUUACCUGUUAUCCGUCAAGGAGCUACGCCUUUGUCAACAUGAAGCGUCCGGAGGAUGCAAAAAGGGCAAAAGAGUCCCUUCAGGGCUUUGUUUUGCGUGGGAGCGCGCUGAAGAUUGAUUUUGCCAAACCGGCUAAACCCUGCAAGAGUCUGUGGGUAAGUGGCAUCAGCAGUUCCACUACCAAGGAAGAUCUAGAGGAAGAAUUUUCCAAAUUUGGUAAAUUUGAGGAUUUCAAAUUCCUAAGAGAUAAGAACACAGCGUACAUUGAUUAUUCCAGACUAGAGGAUGCAUCAAAGGCUCUUAAAAUGAUGCAUGGCAAGAAAAGAGGGGGAUCUGUCAUUCGUGUCGACUAUCUAAGAUCUCAACCCAAAAGAGACCAGGGUCCUGAUUUCCGUGAUGCAAAGGAAGGACAGCAUUUCAGAAGUAUGGGUCCACAUGAUUCAGCAUGGUUGCCACCAGAUAGUGUUAAAAAUUACCCUGAUUCUUCAUAUUAUGGUCCCAAAAGGCAACAGCAUAAUAUAUUGGGCAUGGAAGGUCGAAAAGGAGACGGAGAGCAACCAAGUAAUGUUUUGGUAAUAUCAUAUCCUCCCAUCGUUCACAUUGAUGAACAAAUGUUACACAAUGCCAUGAUUUUAUUCGGUGAGAUUGACGAUAUCACAAGCUUUCCUUCAAGACAUCAUUAUCUUGUUGAAUUUAGAAGCAUAGAAGAGGCACAACUCGCUAAAGACGGACUACAAGGCCGUUUGUUUAACGACCCCAGAAUCUCAAUCACGUAUGCAACCAACGACCAAACACUCCACCCUCAUGGAAUCUUUAAUGAACCACCACCACCACCACACUUGGAUGCAUAUGGUCACCCUGUAUUAAUACCAAAUAGGCCUUAUGUAGGAGGAGGACCUUUUGUCCCUCCAGAUAUCUUUGAUCCUCCAGAGUUUCCUAUGAGUAUGAAUCCAAUGGGUGUAGGUGUAGGUGUCCCUAACUGGAGAAGAUCUUCCCCUAAUCCAUCUCCUGGUCCUGGGACAUGGGAUGUUUUUGAUGGGACCCAUUUGCAUAGGGAACCUAAAAGACUAAGAACUGAGGCUAAUAUACCUUUGAGAGAUCAGGAUCCAUAUGGUGGUGCUGCUGCUGGUAGACAUGCAAGUCAUCCUGGUUGUGACUAUAUUUGGCGAGGUGUUAUUGCUAAAGGUGGAACUCCUGUUUGUCAUGCUCGUUGUGUUCCUAUUAGAGACUGGAUUGGAUAUGAGAUCCCAGAAGUGGUUAAUUGCUCAGCCAGAACAGGAUUAGAUAUGCUAGCAAAGCACUACACAGACGCAAUCGGAUUCGAUAUCGUUUUCUUCUUGCCAGAUAGUGAAGAAGACUUUGCUUCAUAUACAGAAUUCGUACGUUAUUUAGGUGACAGAAACCGGGCCGGGGUCGCUAAAUUCGAUGACGGAACUACCCUUUUCCUGGUCCCACCUUCCGAUUUCCUUUCCAAUGUUUUAAAUGUUUCCGGCCCCGAACGUCUCUAUGGAGUUAUCCUCAAGUUCCCCCAACCACCACCUCAAUACAUCGAUAAACAGCAGAUCCCUCCUCAAAAUGACUACAAUGUAAUCAUGCCAGGUGGCGGGGAGAAGCAUAGCGGUGUCCCACUCCCACAUGAAGGCUUAAAGUCACCCACUCUUCCACCACAACCGGUGGUUAUCCCGUCAUCUACGCCGCCCGGGCUCUCUUUAACACCUGAACUUAUCGCAACUCUCGCUUCUUUGGCCAAAGGAAAGUUUAACGCUGCGGCUGCCCAACAACAACCUUCUGCCACGUCAGCAUCAGCAUCAGCAUCGGAGAGACCGUGGGAAUAUGAACCUGAACCUAGUGGACAUUUAAUGCAACAAGCUCAGCCACAAGUUCCACCUGGUUACGGAGGUCAAGAUGUGAAUUUCACCAUCCCACAAGGCCAAUCUGGUCAAUUUGCAGUUCCAAGCCAGCAGCAAUAUGUUCCCAACUUCACGUAUGGAUUUGAACAGAAGCCGGAUGCUUUAAGUCAGGUUUAUGGUGGUGGUGGUGGUGGUGGUAACGUUUAUCAACCACAAAGUAUGGGAGGCGAACAAAAGACGGAUGCGCCCUUGGGAAGUCAGAUUUAUGGUGGUGGUGGUGGUUACCAACCACAAAAUAUGGGAGGAGGUGAGAACGCUGCUGGUGGUGGUGUGCAGCUGCCGGAGCAAAUGCAGCAGCUUCAGUCUGCACUAUAUGCAGCGAGUCAACAGCAACCGGUGGCUGAUUUUGAUGCUGAUAAAAACGAGAGAUAUCAGUCAACACUGCAGUUUGCUACCAAUCUCCUCCUCAAAAUACAUCAGCAGCAGCCAGGGCAAGGUAGUGGUGGUGGUGGUUCUCUUCACUGAGACUGAGUUGUAGGGUGAGAUGGGGUUCAAUCAUAUGGUUUUGAUACGAUCAAUGAAUGUGGUGCAUUUGGCAUAUCUUUCUUGGUUUGGACGACGUCAUGUAUAUUGUUUCUUUGCGGAGUUGGCUUGGUUGGAAGAUGGUGUGUUUGUUUUUCUUUUUAUUUUAGGAGUCAAUUUUCCGUCAACAUCUUUUCUAUUACACCAGUAACAAAGUAACUCUGUCAAAGAAAUAGUUAUGGCUUAUGAUAGCUCUUUUUAAACUAUGCUCACAAAAUGGGCUAUGAACUUAUUGAUUUUGGUUUAUGCUAAAAAAAACUUUGAGCUUUUUAGAAUUGAAACUUAAUGAGUUAUCAAUAUGUGCUUGAUUAAAUGUUGUAGGAGAAGUAAAUGUGUUAUUCCGUCAAGUAACCCCUCGGCUAGCUCACACCCUCAAGGGUCAUUAUCUAAGAUGUAAAUUACGUACACAUGUGUUAACUUGCUUGCAUAAAAGGCGAUUAUACAUACAUUAAUACAACACACAUGUAUAUAUGUAUAUGUAUGAUGG
Messenger RNA from Lactuca saligna, 3245 nucleotides. The record is from the annotation of a GenBank genome assembly. NCBI's taxonomy places the organism in Eukaryota, Viridiplantae, Streptophyta, Magnoliopsida, Asterales, Asteraceae.